Molecule: messenger RNA, 7451 nt
Organism: Trachemys scripta elegans
Lineage: Eukaryota; Metazoa; Chordata; Testudines; Emydidae
Gene: DLG2
Product: discs large MAGUK scaffold protein 2
Exons: 28
Coding region: 1786-4872 (1028 amino acids)
Biological process (GO): chemical synaptic transmission
Cellular component (GO): neuron projection; neuromuscular junction; postsynaptic density membrane
Molecular function (GO): kinase binding
Source: RefSeq, a predicted model, not a curated record
UUCUGAUUGGCCACGGAGUUGGAGAGGCGGGAUCGGUGCUGGGCCGGGUUCUCGUUGCUAGGGGAGGAGGAUGGCGGCGGCAACGGCGGCGCCUCCAUGGAGACGGGGCUGAGCCGGGACCCUGCACCUGGACACGCGGAGACUCCCCCUAGCCGUGCCCUCAAUGGCGGCCCCUUAGCCCGCGGGGUAACCGGCUGACACGGGCGGAGGCAGCGGCCUCUCCCCUGCCCCAGGCCUCAGCAUCCUACUAGGCGCUGCCUGCGGGCCCCUCCCGCCCAGCCUCCAGCGACUCCCGCCUGCCAGCUCCUGCCCCCUCCCCACAGCUUCCUCCUCCUCCAGCCCCUCCCCUGCACCCUCUCCCCACCUCCUUCAACCUGCCCUGCUCCCCCCGCACCUCCCUGCACCGCAGCCCAGAACCCAGCGAGCCCGCCCUGCACGGACCGUCCCCGGGACAGACCAGACGAGCCCCCCGCCCCCGAAGAGGACGGGGGAAAAGAUCUAUCUGUGUAGGGGGAAACAGAGAGAGAGGCCCGGGUCUGAAUGGUGAACAUUAAAGAGCAGAACAGAACAGCCCCCAAACACAGUGUCCAUCUCUCCUAGAAGAUAAAUGCAAAGCAGAGUUAUGUAACAUGCACCACGGCUCCUCAUGCGUGCAGGGAAACAUUUGGCAGCUGCAUGACAUUUUCAUACCUUUCUUAACAAUCUAGAUGGGGGAAAUCCAACUCUUUUCUGCAGAAAAAGGGGGAGAAAAGGGCUUAUACUGAGGCCAAGCAGCUGUGUGGGGAAACUGGACUCAUUUCAUGGCUUGCUUUUUUUAUUCCACUGAUACUGCAGCAUUUCUGAAAAUUAACCUUUUGUGAAGCUCUGCUCCAAGCCCUCUCUGCUCCUCCUUCACGAGGCGGCUGCUUUGCAAGGAAAGAAAUGGCAUGAAGUAAAUGGCUCCAGAAUAAAGCAAUCUGCUCUGCCAAAGUGCCCAGUGAGCAGCACUGUCACUUUAAUAAUUCCAUUUCAAGGGAUUGCUUUCCUCCUUUUCAAUCCUCUCUUUUAAUACAUGGGAGGAUCAGAGGGACAUUAAAGACCAUAAGGCUGGGUGGAGAGAAUAAAAAUGAAAGUGACUGAGGAGUGACUUCUGUUGGGUAAGAGUGUGAGAUUUGAAAACAUUUGUGCAGUGAGGAAAAAAGGGACAUUUUUAGUCUGCUGUGUAUGCACCCAGUGCAGUUAUAUAUAACUAGCAAAAUUCACCCAAGUUCCAGUGAAAGGAGUUUAUACAGUUAUUUUGGAUUGCUUUUGUUUUCACCCAGAAAUUUAUUUUGGGAUUUUUUGGGAAUUUUUGUCCUGAAACUCAGAUGGCUUUGAACUUGUUCAGGUGGAAUAUUAAGACAGCUGCCUAGAGAUGGACUGUGCCUUAAUUGUCUUACAUAAAGUUGUUUAACUGACAAACUUUUGCUGCCAGAAGAGGAGUUAUAAUAGGGUUUUAUAUGCCAAGGAGCAUUUUCUCUUGUAUUUUUAUAGAUUCAAAAAUAUUUUACAGAAAUUGAAAACCACUCUUUCAAAAUUCUUCUUUUUUCUUCUUUUUUUUCUUAUUCUGUGGGAGGCACUGGAAGUUUAACUGGAGAAAAUAGUCAGUACUGCUAGAAAAAGAAGACUGAAGCUGUAUUUCCUAACUGAACUGUUUAAGUGAUUUGAACAAAUACCUAGUUCCUGAGCUCACAAGGCAAUCCCAGUGGGACAUCAUUGAUACCAGUAAAUAAGCACUUGUGUCCAGUACCAGAAGUAAGACCAAGAAUGCCAGUCAAGAAGAAAGAUACCGAUCGAGCUUUAGCGCUUCUAGAAGAAUAUUGUAAAAAGCUAAAGAAGCCGGAAGAACAACAACUGAAAAAAGCCAUUAAAAAAGUGAUGGGCAUCUUUAAGAGCAGCUUAUUUCAGGCACUGAUAGAUAUUCAAGAGUUUUAUGAAGUGACAUUGCUAAACUCCCAAAAAAGCUGUGAGCAAAAAACAGAAGAAGCAAAUCAAGUUGCAGAGAAAUGGGAGAAGACAAAAUCUUCUGCCACAGGCCAUGGGAGUCUGCAGAAAAACCAAGAGUCUGCGGUUUCCGAUGGGUCAGAUGGAUCCGUAUUAUGUGAUGAACACAGUAAGGAGAAUCAGUCUUUUGAAAAUCAUUCUGUAGACACGACGACAAAGCAGAGCCAUGGCAGAUGCCCUUCCCACAAAUGCUCAGUUGAAGCACCUGCCUGGAUACCCAUUCAACAGUCUACCAAGUAUCGCUAUCAAGAUGAGGAUGCCCUGCACGAUCAUACCUUACCUCGUUUAACCCAUGAAGUGAGAGGACCAGAACUUGUUCAUGUGUCAGAAAAGAACUUAUCUCAGAUAGAAAAUGUCCAUGGAUACGUCCUGCAAUCACACAUCUCUCCUUUGAAGGCUAGUCCCGCCCCUAUAAUCGUCAACACAGACACCUUGGACACAAUUCCCUAUGUCAAUGGAACAGAAAUCGAAUAUGAAUUUGAAGAAAUUACAUUGGAGAGGGGUAAUUCUGGCCUGGGGUUCAGUAUUGCCGGAGGAACAGACAACCCUCAUAUUGGGGACGAUCCUGGGAUAUUUAUUACUAAGAUUAUACCAGGAGGAGCUGCAGCAGAGGAUGGAAGACUCAGGGUCAAUGAUUGUAUCUUGCGGGUGAAUGAGGCUGAUGUAUCAGAGGUCUCUCACAGCAAAGCAGUAGAGGCACUAAAAGAGGCUGGUUCUAUUGUGCGAUUGUAUGUUCGGCGAAGGAGACCUAUUCUGGAGACGGUUGUAGAAAUCAAAUUGUUCAAAGGCCCUAAAGGUCUGGGCUUCAGUAUUGCAGGAGGGGUGGGAAACCAACACAUUGCUGGAGACAACAGCAUUUAUGUUACUAAGAUUAUUGAUGGAGGAGCAGCACAAAAAGAUGGAAGGUUGCAAGUUGGAGACAGACUUCUUAUGGUAAAUAAUUACAGUUUAGAAGAAGUAACUCAUGAAGAGGCAGUAGCAAUAUUGAAGAACACAUCAGAUGUAGUUUAUCUAAAAGUUGGAAAGCCCACUACCAUUUACAUGACUGACCCUUAUGGCCCACCAGAUAUUACUCACUCUUAUUCUCCACCAAUGGAAAAUCAUAUACUCACUUCUGGCAACAACGGCACUUUAGAGUACAAGGCGUCUUUGGCUCCUAUCUCACCAGGAAGAUACUCACCGAUUCCAAAGCACAUGCUUGUAGAGGACGACUAUACCAGGCCUCCUGAACCUGUUUACAGCACUGUGAACAAACUGUGUGAUAAACCACCUUCUCCUAGGCACUAUUCCCCUGUCGAGUGUGACAAAAGCUUCCUUCUUACAGCUCCCUAUCCCCACUACCACAUAGGCCUGCUCCCUGACUCUGAGAUCACAAGUCAUUCCCAGCACAGCACUGCAACGCGUCCACCCACAAUGAGCUUACAACGAACCAUUUCUCUGGAAGGAGAGCCUCGGAAAGUCAUCCUUCACAAAGGCUCCACAGGACUUGGUUUUAACAUUGUGGGAGGAGAAGAUGGGGAAGGCAUUUUCAUAUCCUUCAUCCUAGCAGGUGGGCCAGCAGAUCUCAGUGGAGAGUUGCAGAGAGGAGAUCAACUUUUAUCUGUGAAUGGCAUUGAUCUUCGGGGUGCUACCCAUGAGCAGGCUGCAGCUGCACUGAAAGGAGCAGGACAGAUAGUAACAAUCGUAGCACAAUACCAGCCGGAAGAGUACGCUCGAUUUGAGGCAAAAAUCCAUGACCUACGUGAGCAGAUGAUGAACCACAGCAUGAGUUCUGGGUCUGGCUCCCUGAGAACCAAUCAGAAGCGGUCACUCUACGUAAGAGCUAUGUUUGACUAUGACAAAAGCAAGGACAGUGGCCUCCCAAGUCAAGGACUCAGUUUCAAAUUCGGAGACAUCCUCCAUGUUAUCAACGCCUCUGAUGAUGAGUGGUGGCAGGCGAGGAGGGUCACUCAGGAAGGAGACAGUGAGGAGAUGGGAGUUAUACCCAGCAAAAGGAGGGUUGAAAGAAAGGAGCGUGCACGUUUGAAGACUGUGAAGUUUAAUGCAAAACCUGGGGUGAUUGAUGCAAAAGGGUCAUUCAAUGACAAGCGUAAAAAGAACUUCAUCUUUUCACGAAAAUUCCCAUUCUACAAGAGCAAGGAGCAGAGUGAGCAGGAAACAAGUGAUCCAGAACAACAUGUUUCCUCUAAUGCCAGCGAUAGCGAAAGUAGCUACAGAGGACAGGAAGACUGCAUCCUAUCCUAUGAACCUGUCACGAGACAGGAAAUUAAUUACACCAGACCCGUUAUUAUUUUGGGUCCUAUAAAAGAUCGGCUCAAUGAUGAUUUGAUAUCUGAAUUCCCUGAUAAGUUCGGAUCAUGUGUACCACAUACCACAAGACCGAAGCGUGACUAUGAAGUGGAUGGGAGAGAUUAUCAUUUUGUCACUUCGAGGGAACAGAUGGAAAAGGAUAUCCAGGAGCACAAAUUUAUAGAAGCCGGGCAGUACAAUGAUAAUUUAUAUGGGACUAGUGUGCAGUCUGUGAGAUUCGUCGCAGAACGGGGCAAGCACUGUAUACUUGAUGUAUCAGGAAAUGCUAUUAAACGGUUACAAGCUGCACAACUCUAUCCCAUUGCUAUCUUCAUUAAACCUAAAUCAUUGGAGCCACUAAUGGAAAUGAAUAAACGUCUUACAGAGGAACAAGCCAAGAAAACCUACGAGCGAGCACUUAAAUUAGAACAAGAAUUUGGAGAAUAUUUUACAGCUAUUGUCCAAGGAGAAAGCUUAGAAGAAAUAUAUAAUCAAUGCAAACUUGUAAUUGAAGAACAAUCUGGGCCUUUCAUCUGGAUUCCUUCAAAGGAAAAGUUAUAAAUUAGCCACUGCACCUCUGAUUAUGACGGAAGAAUAUUUAGAAGAAAACUACACUAUGCUAUUUUGAGGCUUUCCUGUUUUUGUUGCAUUUAUGUUCUUGCAGUCAAUGUGAAUUUUUAUGAAUGUACAACACAAAGUGUUUGAAGCCAUGAAGGACAGUGAUGGGUCAAAAGGGUAGGAACAAAAAGACUUUUACCAUACAAAGCAAAUCUGUUGUGUGCGCAAAACACCAGUUGUAGGUAUAAACUUUUGACAUGGGGACCCUCUGUCAAAAGGAGCCAGCCACCUACUGCAUCCACAUGGACCUCGUGAACGAUUUCAGUGGCUGAGCUCAGUGUGUUGAUCAGUUUAAAGAGAAGUUUCCCAGCUCCUGAACCUUGCGUAGGGCUUGAGCCUGCAAGGGCUGAACACUUGACCCCGGUCCAUACACCUGUGGGUUGUCCCAUUGAAGUCAGUGGGACUAAGCAUGUGCUUAAGUGUUUUGAUGGAUCAGGGCCACGUGCACCUUGUUGGAUUGAGCCCAUAGAACCUGUUCCAACUCCUAUUGAAGUUAAUGGAAAGAUUCCCAUUGACGUUGGAUUGGGUGCUAAGCUUGUCAUUGCACAUCAGUAGUUGGUACACCUUGACUUUGGUAACUAUGCACAUGUUUUGAUUUCCAAAACCAAGUCAAGCAUUUCUUUUUCCCCUUUGGACACACUAUUAUAUCAGGAAAUAACCCCCUGUAGUUUAUUUCAAUGGAAUUUGGUGUUGGGAAGAGAACAGAAGCAUGUCACGUCCCACACAUACCCACUCAAACUGACAAGGAGGGAUACAACUGGGAAAAGCUUUAAAAUUUUGGAUUGUCUAUUUUAUCAUUUAUACAGAUAGAAGGCACUUAAUGAUGGAAUAAUUUAUAAAAAAAAUAAAAUAUAUUGAUGUAUAGAAACUAAUUUCUAUAGGUGAAAAAUGUUUUGUGAGAUAUUUUGUAAAGAUUAAUUAAUUGAAAGAUUAAAUAUUUGCACCCUGGUCUGGCUGUAAAAUGUAAAGAGGACCUUCAAGUUGCACUAUCCCUUUUUGCAACAAAUUAUCUAAUAAUAUUAACAAACCAUAUAAUUUCUGACAUUUUAGAUGGCAAUUUGCUUUUUUUUUUUUUUUUUCCAACUUAAUCCUCUCUCUCCUUUUAUUUAAUCAUGAUAAAUUCCUGUGGAAAGAACUCAAAUUGACUACAGAGUUUUUGUCGUUGUUAUUGUUUUGGAAAUACUAGGAUGAUGCAUCUUUAAAUUGAAACAGAUGAUUUUUUGGAGGCAAAAUGUCAGUGACUUGAAUGCAGUGUAUUAUUUUCUCUCUUGAAGGGAGCCAUAAUCUUCACUGGAAAACAUUUUAUAAUCAUUCCUUAUGAUGUAAGUGAAAUGCCGGAAGCAUUUAGUCCUUUUUGCCGGCAGGCCACUGACUAACUUGUGUCAUCAUUUCAUUUCACAGUCAACAGGGGUUUUCACCUGACUGGGGCAAUGGACAUUUGUGGGGAAUUUGGGGAAAAUCUGUGGAAUUUCAGCUUGGGGUAUAUGGGCGGGGGGGGGGGGGGAGUUCUUGCUUGCUGUUUCACUUGGUCCUUAUUUCAUAUACUGAUACAGAUUUUGCUGUACCACAUCUGGAGGAUAGUUACAAAUAGAUGAACUGCCUUUGCUGCUGCAGGACCACGUUUUAUAGAAAACCCACAAAAUACUGCAGGAGUCCAACACUUUUUAGCUGGUGGCUACUUCGAUCCUAAUGUGUAAUGACAUUUUAAGGGCAAACAUUUCAGUUACCGAGUUACUGAUAGAAUAUUCAAUUCCUUGUCUAUUCAAACCUUUCAGACUUAUGUCUCUAUGCUGUACUGAUAUGACAGGUACAUGCAGCCACGCUCAGUAAAUAGGCUGAUUAGCUGGGUGUUUAUAAGACAGCCAUCAGCAGUGACAGGGUUAACAAUAUGGGUACUGUAGCGAUCGUUAGGCCUCAUGGUUAACGCUGUAUUAAAAUGGAUGUGAGAAGUUCAUGCUUCUUUAUUGUUAUUUUUUUUUCUGCCUGCCCAGCACAGAUUCAAAGCCAGAAUACCAGUAGAGUUUCUAAACUAUCUCCAUCACCAGAAGGGCUAGACAUUUAAAAAGAAAGAAAGCAAGCUUAGAUUCUGGAUAAUUAUGCAGAAAUCCACAGGAAGAAAUCCUAGAUCCCUGGAAGUCAUGGAUUUUUCCAUGCUGACAAAGUACUAUUGUCUCAGGUCCGGCCCGAGCCCACCUGAACUGAUAACCAAGUAUCCUAAAGCAGGAACGCCAUUCUAAUUUUCAACUCCGUUUUUAAGCAACCACAUCUGCUUCUUUGUUUCUUAGUUCAGCAUGCGACCUUUUACGAUACUAUCCGAUUAGUAAAUGUUCAGUUUUGUCAUGUGCUGUGCUUUACGGUGAACAGUAACACUAUGGCUGAGUACAAUCAAUUUUUCCAUCAGUCUUUGGUUACUGUGGUACAUUAUUUAUUUUUUCCUGUCUGUCGUUUGUGCUUCCAAUUUAGAGUUGCCAUUGCACUUCUUAUAUUUUUUAAAUAAAACAUAUAUAUAUUUAAAAAAAAAA